Dendronephthya gigantea is the source of this 2090-nucleotide messenger RNA. Its product is annotated as 2'-5'-oligoadenylate synthase-like protein 2. Lineage: Eukaryota; Metazoa; Cnidaria; Anthozoa; Malacalcyonacea; Nephtheidae. The coding region runs from base 586 to 1434 and encodes 282 amino acids. Gene Ontology annotation, molecular function: double-stranded RNA binding; 2'-5'-oligoadenylate synthetase activity. Gene Ontology annotation, cellular component: nucleoplasm; membrane; cytosol. The transcript has 8 exons. Gene Ontology annotation, biological process: regulation of ribonuclease activity. The record is from RefSeq and is a predicted model, not a curated record.
AGCGCUCCUCUGCCACGACGGAGCCAAGGGCAAGGAGAAAUCUUUCUUUAAAUUGGAGAUCUUUGGAAUUACUAGCUAUAACACGCUGACUUAAUUAAGGCAUGGUCGAUCUUCAAUGUCAAGUAUGUUAUCAGAGCUUUUCCAGGCUUGAUAGCUGUUGCAACCAUGUUCACACCCACAAUACGUCAACCAAAUCGUGCGUCGUCCGUGGAUGUAGACGAAAUUGUAGGCGUUUAUCAAGACACCUUAAGGGAACACAUAGAGGGUUAUGUGAGUACUCGUGUGUCAAAUGUUCCAAAGUGUUCGUUCGCGAAUGCGACUUGAAUAUGCAUUUGAAGGCCAAACAUUCGGGAGAAGUGCUGAGCUUGCUUAACCAACGUGUCCAUGCAAUUCCGACAGGAUUGAUUUUCACAGAAACUAAACUCUUUUCAAGCCAGAAGACGUAAAGAAAAAGUAAAAACUAGCAAGGCAAGAGAGACAGGAGGGGCCAGAAUAACAGUAGAUUUCCAUAGCCCAAUAACAGCAAAAAAUCUCAACAAAUUCAUUAGUGAAACACUCCAGCCAACUAAAAAGUUCAACAAAGAAAUGAAGAAAAUCGUCAAAUUGAUAUGCGAUCUCUUGCAGAAACGUGAAAGGCCCGAUCAAAACGUAAAGGGGGGAUCGCAAGGCAAAGGAACAGCAGUGAAAGAAUAUUGCGACAUAGACCUUGUUAUGAUUUUAAACGAUGUGAAGGAUGCACAAGAUCUCCAAAAGCAACUACCGAAGAUUAAAGAAGAAGUCAAGGAAAAAUUGAGACGCUAUGCAAGUGCCCAUAUUGUUCCCAACUCCUUAACAGACACAACAUUCUCGGUGAAGUUUUCUGUCCAAGGAACAAAUGGAAAUAUAGAUGUUGACCUGUUGCCAACGUUUAAAUUUGAAGAUCUUCAAGAUCUGUAUCAACGUAUGCUGAAAGAUAUGGAUUACGCUGACUAUUACAGCGCAGCGUUAGUUCAACAGCAGGUGGAUUUUGUGGAGGAGUAUCCACCCAAUGUAAAGAAUUUGAUUCGUUUGGUCAAAUACUGGAAAAAGGAAAUGGUUGAACCAUCCUCAGCUAGUCGGCGAAUCCCGAAUUCCUACCUCAUGGAACUGAUCACGAUUCAUCUUUGGGAAGAAAACACGGAAGAUAGUGAUGGGAAAUUUGAUACAUUGAAAGCGUUCCAUGGGGUAAUGGAAGCAUUAAUGGACUACGAAUCUUUGAAUGUUAUUUGGACAGAGAAUUACUCCGAAAAUGACAUACCAAGCGAAAUUAAAGACCAAAGACCCUUGGUUAUGGACCCUGCGAAUCCAACGAACAACGUUUGCGAAAAUUUUGAGUGGGAAGAAAUCAAAGAAGAGGCAAAAAGAGUGCUUGCAAGUCCAAUGAUGCGCGGUGUUUCUUCAACUACUUGGAAAUAAGAAAAUCAGAUCCGCUGUUUAAUUAAUCUUUACGCACAAAUUUUACAUUAACAUAUUACAUUCGAAGGUAACAUUAACAUAAAACAUCUCACUUAAUGUUUCAUCAAUAAAAGCACUAGAGCAAAUCAAGACUGAGGGAGGACCGUUGCGUGUCUCAAUUAUGAAGGAUCAUGCAUGUUUUAUUAUAUGGAUUACACGUUACAAUAAUUAUAACGAUAUAUAGCAAUUGUUUAACAUAGUAAGUAGCCAGAUAUUUAAAUGCAUGAGUUUGAAGUAUUGAGUACAGUUGUCACUUUUAUAAAUGUAUGAUCGAAAGCUAUAAGUUAUUUAUUUGUUAACAACUACUAAUGAUUUGUACGCGUACAAUUAAUAUGAACCCAUUUAGGGAAUGAAUAUGGAUUUAAAUAGAAUGAAUUAAGUCGUGCAAUUACUGCCAAAAUCAUACAUUCCUGCUCGUGGAUAACAAAUCUAACAAAUCAACCACCACCUCCUAGGCGGUCGGUUGAUUUUGUAAACAUUCAUAUGAUUUUUGCAUUAAUUCUGUUAUCAUUAUUAUCAUCGCCGUUCUAUUAUAAUUAUUUAUUAUUAAAACUGAGAAAAUAAAGUGAGUUGACCAGUGCUAAUAUUAUUAAUAGUACAUUAUCGAAAUGUCAGUA